Molecule: messenger RNA, 798 nt
Organism: Phragmites australis (common reed)
Lineage: Eukaryota; Viridiplantae; Streptophyta; Magnoliopsida; Poales; Poaceae
Exons: 2
Coding region: 1-756 (251 amino acids)
Biological process (GO): regulation of flower development
Cellular component (GO): nucleus
Molecular function (GO): protein binding
Source: RefSeq, a predicted model, not a curated record
AUGUAUCACUCAGGCAAUCCUUCUUGUUGCUACGGCGUCCAUGGCGAGGUCAACAACUCCGAUCUCAUCAUCCCUGCCUCUCGACCGGACGCCUUGCUUGCCGACGGAGCAGUAUUCCUGCCGCCGUCGAGCUACAUGUUGCACUACUCUCAGCAGGGGCGUGUUGGUCCACCCAGACCCAGCAGCCAGACAUCGUCCGGCAUGGCUGCAGCAGCGUCAUUCCGCCGUGUGUUGAGCACGGGAGACCUCCUCAGGCCUGAGGAGGAGCAAAGGGUGGCGGCGGCGGGAAGGUACAGCGUGGAGGAGCGGCGGGAGCGCAUCGACAAGUACCGUAGCAAGCGCAACCACCGCAACUUCCAAAAGAAGAUCACCUAUGCUUGCAGGAAGACGCUUGCAGACAGUCGCCCCAGGGUGAAGGGCCGCUUCGCGCGCAACGGUGCUGAUUACACGGAGGCGGAGCAGGCAGAUGUCGUUCAAGCAUCAUGCGGGAUAGCGUCAGAGUCGCCGCCGGUGAAUGAUGCUGCUCUCGACCGCGAUACGAUGAUGAACCUCGAUGUCAUAAAGGAUAGCGACAGCGGGAGCGGCACAACGCAGUGGUGGCCGGCAAUGCAGGAGGCGCUGGCCACCGGCAUGGACGACGACCUAGAUAAUCUCAUCGACCCUACUGACGAGGAGAUGCUCGCCGCCUACCUUGGCGUCUCCUCCAUCAGCCUCUACUCACCAUCAUACUCCUCCCCCUCCGGCUCCGGGCAGUGACACAUCUCGAUCCAGUCUCCAAUAUAUAUAUAAUAAUAUAUA